Messenger RNA from Mirounga angustirostris (Northern elephant seal), 1047 nucleotides. RefSeq names its product melanoma-associated antigen 9-like. The transcript has a single exon. The record is from RefSeq and is a predicted model, not a curated record. NCBI's taxonomy places the organism in Eukaryota, Metazoa, Chordata, Mammalia, Carnivora, Phocidae. Gene Ontology annotation, cellular component: nucleus. The coding region runs from base 1 to 1047 and encodes 348 amino acids. Gene Ontology annotation, biological process: negative regulation of transcription by RNA polymerase II.
AUGCCCCUGGGUCAGAGGAGUGAGCUCUGGAAGGUGGAGGAAGACCCAGGCCCAGCCCAGGGCCUGAUGGAGGCACAGCUGUCCGGGGCUGGGGAGGAGGAGGCCCCAUCUCCUCCCUCCUCCUCCUCCUCCUCCUUCUCCUCCUCCUCCCCCUCCCCUUUCUCCCCCUCCACUUUCUCCACUUCCUCCUCCUCCUCCCCUUCCUCCUCCUGCUCUGUCCUGUUCCUAAUCCCCCUGGGGGAGGGGUCUGCUGCUGAGUCCCUGAGUCCUCCCCAGAGCCCUCAGAGUGCCUGCCCCUCCCCCACUGCCCAGGCAGCCACGGCCUGGAGCCAGCCUGACCAGGGCUCCAGCAACCUAGAUGAGGAGGGUUCGAGCACCUGGGAGGAGCUGGAAGUCACCCAACCCUCUCUCCAGGACAAACUCCACGUGAAAGUGGCUGACCUGGUAGUGUUCCUGCUCCUCAAAUACCGCAAAAAGCAGCCGACCCACCAGGCAGAGAUGCUGGAGAUCGUCAGCAAAGAUUACCGGGACGACUUCCCAGUGAUCUUGGGCCAAGCCUCCGAGUGCAUGAGGCUGGUCUUUGGCGUGGACGUGAAGGAAGUGGACCCCAGCGACCACUCCUACAUCCUGGUCACCGUCCUGGGUCUCACCUGUGAUGGGAUGCUGAGCGGUGAGCAUGGCAUGCCCAAGACCAGCCUCCUGGUGCUGCUACUGGGGGUGAUCCUCCUGGAGGACGACUGUGCCCCUGAGGGGGAGGUGUGGGAAGCGCUGGGGGUCAUGGGGGUGUAUGCCGGCCAGGAGCACAUCAUCUAUGGGGAGCCCAGGGAGCUCCUCACCAAAGUCUGGGUGCAGGAAGGGUACGUGGAGUACCGGCAGGUGCCCGGCAGCGACCCUGCCCGCUACGAGUUCCUGUGGGGUCCCAGGGCCCACGCCGAAACCAGCAAGUUGCAAGUGCUGGAGUAUUUGCUCCGGGUCAAUUACAGGCAGCCCAGUUCCUCCCUGAUCCUGUCUGAAGGAGCUGUGAGCGAUGAGGAAGAGGGGGCCUGA